UCGUCAGAUGAAGAAUGGACCUUAUGCAACCUCUUUGUCCACGAAUUCUUCUUUCUUCUCACCCGCACUUUUAACUUACUCACACAAGGUCCUGAAAUCUCUCCAAAAAAUACAGACCGCAAUAAUGACGGCACUACCUGCCGGAUCGCUCGCGCGCCAGCUUGCGAAAGCACCCGCCUUGCGUCCACGACCCCUCUUCUCGAUGCUCAACACCCACCAACGCCGCUUCGAGCACUCGACACCCCGCGCGCCAUAUAGUAGGACAGAGAAUGUCGGAAAGCAGAACUUUGGCCAAUUUGAUGUUGGUGGCAAGGUUUUCGUUGUGACAGGCGGCGCACGCGGACUUGGCUUGUGUAUGGCUGAGGGUCUGGUCGAAGCUGGCGGAAAGGUUCACUGUUUCGACCGGCUUCCGAAACCCGACAAUGCCUUCAAAGAAGCCAAAUCGCGCAUCUGUCCCGAGUUCGGUGGCUCGUUGGAGUAUCACCAGGUCGAUGUCACUCAUGACGAACAGCUGGAGGAGAUUAUCGCCAGCAUCGCGGACCAGAACCAGCGUCUAGAUGGUUUGAUUGCCGCUGCCGGCAUGCAGCAAUGCACUUCGGCGCUAGAUUACCCCUCGACCGAUAUCGCAAGAAUGUUGGCAACUAACUACACUGGUGUCUUCCUCUCUGCACGCGCCUGCGCACGACAGAUGUACAAGUACAAGAUCCAAGGGUCCAUGUGCUUGGUUGCUUCUAUGAGCGGCACGAUUGCUAAUAGAGGCUUCAUCGCUCCCGUCUACAACUCUUCUAAGGCGGCCGUGGUGCAGCUUACACGAAAUCUAGCCAUGGAGUGGGGACGUAUCAACGAAGAUGGAUCUGGUGGCAUUCGCGUCAAUUCGUUGAGCCCGGGCCAUAUAGUGACGCCAAUGGUCGAGGAGAACUUCCGUAGAGGCGAGGCGGAUCGAGAGGAAUGGGAAAACAACAGCAUGCUAGGUAGGCUCAGCACUCCCGAGGAAUACAAGGCCGUCGGACUGUUCCUCUUGAGCCGCGCUAGCAGCUAUAUGACCGGACACGACUUGAAGGUUGAUGGAGGGACGACAGCGUGGUAA
Messenger RNA from Periconia digitata, 1087 nucleotides. NCBI's taxonomy places the organism in Eukaryota, Fungi, Ascomycota, Dothideomycetes, Pleosporales, Periconiaceae. The record is from the annotation of a GenBank genome assembly.